Messenger RNA from Tetrahymena thermophila SB210, 1965 nucleotides. RefSeq names its product copine protein. Gene Ontology annotation, molecular function: calcium-dependent phospholipid binding. The record is from RefSeq and is a predicted model, not a curated record. NCBI's taxonomy places the organism in Eukaryota, Ciliophora, Oligohymenophorea, Hymenostomatida, Tetrahymenidae. Gene Ontology annotation, cellular component: plasma membrane. The transcript has 2 exons. Gene Ontology annotation, biological process: cellular response to calcium ion.
AUGUUUGUCUAAGAGACAUUUCAAAAGGUUGAUAUAACUAUUUCUUGCCGUAGUUUAAAAGAUGCAGAUGUUUUUUCCAAGAGUGAUCCAUUAGUUGUUGUUAGAAUGAAGAAUACACAAAAUGGAAGCUGGUAUGAAAUAGGAAGGACUGAGACAAUUUAAAAUAAUUUAAAUCCAAAUUUUAAACGCAGUUUGCAAUUAGAUUAUAUGUUUGAAUAAAAGCAAGAAUUACACCUAUAGGUUUUAGAUAGUGACGGAAGCAGCUUUGAUCACUUAGGAGAAGCAUUUACUACAUUAGGAGCUAUUGUAGGAGCAAAAAAUAACACUUUAAUCUUAGAUUUAACAGAUUAAAAGACUAAAAAAAAAAUUAAUAAAUCUAAAAUUAUUCUCAUCGCUGAAAAAAUAAACGAUUGCAAUAAUGUAAUUUUUACAUAGUGGAGAGGAGUAAAAUUAAUGAAUACUGAUGGAUGGUUUGAUAAGAGUGAUCCUUUCUUAAGAUUCAAAAGAAUAAGAGAAGACAACACAGAAGUUUUAAUUCAUGAAACAGAAAAAAUUAUGGAUAACUUGAACCCAAUCUGGAAGCCUUUUGAAUUGCCUUUAAAUAGACUCUGUAAUGGAGAUCAUUUAAGGCCCAUCAAAGUAGAAUGCUGGGAUUGGGAAAAAAGCUAGAAGCAUUAAUUUAUUGGAGAAUUUACUUUUACAAUUGACUAGCUAAAUAGCGGAAAAAAGGAGUUCGAUCUAAAAAAUCCUAAAUCAAAAAAACCUGGAAAAAUAGAAUUAACAAGUUACAGGUUUAUAGAAAGACCAAGCUUUUUAGAAUACAUCAGAGGUAAUACUUAGCUCAAUUUAGUUGUGUGUGUAGAUUUCACAGCUUCAAAUGGCGCAGUGAGCACUCCUUAAUCCCUUCAUUAUUAAAACCCAUAAGUCAUGAAUGCCUACUAGCAAGCUAUAUACUCUGUAGGGGAAAUUCUUUUAGAUUAUGAUUUUGAUAAAAAAGUUCCAUGCUAUGGGUUUGGUGGUGUUCCAAGAUAUCCAACUUUAACUUUUCCAAGUGCUUAACAUUGCUUCCCCAUGAGCGGAAAUCCACAAAAUAGUGAAGCUUUCGGAUUAGGUGAAAUCAUGAAUUUAUAUAAUUAUUCUUUGCAGCAUGUCAGCUUAAGCGGUCCAACAUUGUUUAAUCCCAUUCUUCAAGAAACAAUUUAGAUAGCUUAAAUGUGUAAAAAUUAAGGUUCAAUUGUCUAUACUAUCAUGCUAAUAUUAACUGAUGGUGAAAUCCAUGAUAUGAAUGAAACUAUUGAUUCACUUGUCUAUGCCUCCAAUCUUCCUCUAUCUGUAAUUAUUGUAGGUAUUGGUAAUGCAGAUUUUGCAAAUAUGGAGCGUUUGGAUGGAGACGAUAGUGGUUUAGUUAACUCAAAAGGAUAAAGGGCUACUCGUGAUAUUGUGUAAUUUGUCCCUUUUAGAAACUACAAAGGAAAUGGAUAAGCCCUCUGCAAAGAAGUUCUUGCAGAAAUUCCAUAAUAACUAGUAUCUUAUAUGACCUAAAUGGGUAUAAGACCAUAACCAGCACCAGCAAUAAACUAAACUUAAAUUCAUAUGAAUCAAAGUGCAUAUCCAUAAAACAAUAUGCAAUAAUAACCACUAUAAAAUUUGGCCUAAAAUAUGAAUGCAUUCCUUUAGCCUCACAUAUAGUCAGUCGAGUAAUAGCAGCAAAUUAUGUAAUUGACAGGUUAAAACUUUUAGUAUCCUCCACCUCCUCCAGCAAAUGACUAAUAACAAUAUGGUUAAUAUCCUGUACUUAACAAUUAACCAAAUUAGUAACCAAAUCUACAAUAUCAAUAACCACCAUAACACGCUUAGUAAUAAGGGAUAAUGUCUCAAUCUAUGAAUUACAAUAACCCUAACAUAAAUCAAGGACUUCCUCCUUAAAAUAUGAUGAAUUAUACUAUGCAACACAAACCAAAUUGA